Molecule: messenger RNA, 4235 nt
Organism: Xyrauchen texanus (razorback sucker)
Lineage: Eukaryota; Metazoa; Chordata; Actinopteri; Cypriniformes; Catostomidae
Gene: otoa
Product: otoancorin
Exons: 31
Coding region: 208-3726 (1172 amino acids)
Biological process (GO): cell-matrix adhesion
Cellular component (GO): cell surface
Source: RefSeq, a predicted model, not a curated record
GUCAUUUUGUACGGUCUUCACUCAUUGCGGCACUAGGUGUUUGGAUGGAGUACACUCAGUAUGGCAGAGAUGCUGGAAUUUGGUGCUUUAUGCCCUGAAAAUCUGUAAAAAUUGCAUCAGUUCAAGGUCAAGAUUAUAAAAGAAAGAUGUUGAAAAUCUAUUGAGUAACUUUUUAAGAGCCUCAUCUGGAGAGGAAGAGGGGGCAAAAUGUUGUCUUUAUACAGCAGGAUUUUAAUCCUGUCACUUCUUGCCCAGUGGGCUACAGCAAUGUCCCAGGGUAUGAUGGCAUCAGGGAACCAAUCAACAAUAAGCUUUCCAAGACUGCCCCCAGACUUCAAGGAAAUGGCCAGAAAACUGAUGAUCACAUGCUCCAAGAGAGGUUACCAAGUGCCUGUUUUAAUGGACAAUUCACUGAACAGCUCUUAUUUGAUGGAGAACCCUAUCUCUAUUAUUCCUGAGCUUCUCUCUUCAAUCCCCCAACCCUUCCCCUCUCACUCCACCCUGUAUUCCAAUGAAACUGCAGAUGAGCAGAACCCAAUCUGGAACAUUACAGAGAAGAUAUGGAACUGCACCAACAUGGGCCAUUUGAUCGAGCUCACAAGGGAUAUUCCGGGCAGCCAUAGCUGUUUCAUGCAGGCAUUCGUGGCUCCUCUUUCCUGGAUAGCCAUCGUACAAAAUGGAACAGACUUUGUAAAAGAAGAUCUCGUGAAACUGAUAUGGGCAGCUAAACCAUUCCUAGUAACAAUGCCUCCAUCUAACUUCUCACUGCCACCGAUAUCUCAGAUCUCUCACCUGGCUGAAAUGAUGAAGAUGUUUAGUGAGGUGUUCAACAUUCUCUCUGAGGAACAGAGGAAUGCAAUUAUAGGGUGGGUCAGAGAGAGAGUUGCAGAGAAAGAAUUUGCCUGCCUUCUAAAACCACCUGUUUCCAGUGCUGAGCCUCAUAAAUUACAGAAUGGCAAGCCCACCAUCCUACCAUUCCAAAAAUGUCCUCCUGGAAUGCCUUGGCUGAAAGCUAAGGUGUUGACAAUGAUGGGACCUUUCUUGUCCCGAUUGCCUAUAGAGGAUGUGAAGAACAUCCCUAAAGAAGAGCUGUGUGAGUUUUUUAGGGCCCCUGAUUUCUCUCCAAUAUUUCAUAACAUUAGUGGAAUGCAUCCUGCACUGGGCCGAAAACUUUUUCAACGCUUGAAACAAGAGUGUUCCAGUGGUGAUAAUUUCACCCAAAACAUGGACAGGCUGGGAUCUCUGGCCUGUUUCUAUGAUGAUGCACAGCAUUUGAAUGUGACUCUUAGUAAAAAACUCCUGUAUCAGCUUGACACCUGUGACAACUCUGAAAUAGACAAGGUGAAGAGACAGUUAGUACAGAAGAUAUUGGACAAUAAUGACGGUUCUUAUACUCAAGAGAUAUUGCAGUCUCUGGGCUCUGCUGUGUCUGUUCUUCCUCUUUCCAAGCUAUACCGCUUCACUUCCAAGGACCUGUACACCUCCCUCCCCAGUUUGAGUAAAGCCAAAUGGAACCCGGCUCAAGCAAAAACUCUGGCAAAGAAACUCUUGGGAGAAGAUAAGAAUAUAACUGGUGAGAAGCUGUUGUCUUUGGGCUCAAUGGUGAGAGGGGUGGGUAGUGACUUUCUCAAGAAGGUGAAAGCAGAAGGUUUGCUGGGAAAUCAAGUCCUGGAAUAUUUGAGUGAGAAGAUGUCCUCUCUACAGAAAAAAGCUCUAGUGGAAGCGUUCCGUCGUGAUGUGAAUGCAUCUGAACUGGUAAAGGGAUUGUCAGAUUCUCUGCUGCCUUCUCUGUCUCUCUCCAUGCUGGAAAAAGCAGACCUCAGCUCUGUGGAUCAGCUGGAGGGACGCGGCUGGACUCAUGCUCAAUCUACUUUUCUUUUAAAGAAGAUUUUGGGUAAUAAUAUCAGCCUUAACGAAUUACGGAAGCUGGGUCAGGCUGUGCAGGGUGUCACCUGUGAAAUGAUUGAAAGAGUCAAUCAAAGCAAUGCCUUGGAAAUGGCACAGAUUCUUACCAAAUCCUCUAAGUGGCUCUCCAGGGAUCAGAUGCGCUGUGCAGCUCAAAAACUCUUUGCAAGUCUGGAGGAGCAGAGACCAGGAUAUUUCAGUGACAUCAGGAACUCUGAACUCCAGGCAAUCCCUGCUAUGCUGCUCAUCCAUCUACCAGUGGAGAAGAUUCAAAACCUGUCAGAUGCAGUGUGUUCUGCUUUCAUUGAGAAGAUGAACCAAGUGAAUCUUUCAUGUCUGCCAAACAGUUCUCCAGCAAGAAAUGCACUUACGAGAAGAGCUCUAAGCUGCCUAAGGGCGAAUACAACUGAUCUGUCUGCAUCAGAGGUCUUGUCUCUGGGCCCAUUGGUUUGUGAGUUAAGCCCUGCUUGGAUGUCCUCUCUGAACCCUGUUGCUCUAAACUCCACUCUGCAGGCUCUGGCUUCCUGUCUACAUAUCCGACAACAGUACAGAGAGCAUCUGUUCAGACUGCUCACCGACACCUAUGGGGACCCUUCUUAUUGGUCAGAGGAUGUCAUGAAGGCACUUGGGCCUCUUUUGUUACUUAAUGACACUGCUGUUGAAAAGCUGCCUUCCAAAAGUUGGUUGAAGUCAUAUCUGUCAGAUCUGAUAGGGAGUUUGCCCUGCCAGCCCAUGGUUCCUCCUCCAAAGGAAUUCAGCUCUUGGCUUGAUCUCUCUGCACUUCAACGCAAACUUUUUGAUCUCAAAACGGCGAACGCAGUACAAGGCCGCAGAAAGAGAGAAGUGGUACCCACUCUACAGCCAACACUUCCAGUCAUUGAGGACUUAGGACAGGGGAAUGUAUAUUGGAGUCCCACCCAGUUGUAUAAUAUGUCUGUGCAGACUUUCAAAGACACUAUGCCAACACUAGGAGAGAUAACCAACUAUAGUGCAGAACAGUUGGCUGCACUCAAAUCCAAAGUGUUGGAGGCAUGGGUUAGUGUGACAAUGUUGAAUGAGUCGCAGAUUGUUGAGCUGGGCUGCAUCUCUCAGAGCUUCAGCCCUGAAGAGCUGCGUAACCUCAGUAUCACCUCACUGGAUACUCUAGAGCUACUGACCAUCUGCAACUUUACCCAGGCACAGAGGGCAGCAGUCUGGCAGGCCUUUGAAAAGGGAACUAGAAUAAGUGUGCCUGGACUAGGAGAUCUGGAAAUGGUUGGACUUGGACAGUUUAUCUGUGGUCUACAACUUACCCAGGUUGAUCAGCUCAAUUCUACCCAGUUCCGGGAGGCAGUGGAGGUGGUGGGUCGUGCUCCAUGUCCUAUGAACAUUACAGAGCGCCUAAAGGAAAAAGCAGUGGCUGCUUUUGGAAAGCCAGAAACCUGGAGUGAAGCUCAAGUUGGCAUAAUGGGCAAUAUCAUGGCUGGCCUAAGUACUGUUGAGCUGGGGCGUCUAAAUUCCACCGUCAUGCCAUUCAUUCAGUGGUCUACCAUCCCUCUCAUACCCCCUGAUCGCUUAGCUGCCCUGUCGCUCAACCAGUUGAAGGCUUUGGGUCCUGAUAAUGCUGCCAUGGUAACAGAGGCUCAGCGAGCGGGGCUGAGGGUCGAUCAAAGGGCUGCAGUGGAUGAAGCCGUGGGAGUGAAGACACUGCGUGCUGAAGUCUCUAGUGGAACAUCCACAGCCCCUCUGCCACAAAAAGGAGGGGCACCAGUACAGAGGAUGGCAGAAUAUGUAGUUCUCAUGCAGGCAAUCAUGCUGAUGAUGCUUGGAUACGUUCGAUAAGCAGAGGUUGGGCAUUUCCGGAUGGCAGAUGACUGAUUUAGAUGUUGAUUGAUGUAUGAUCAACCAAAAAACUAUUAGAUUAGCACUUAGCAAUUAAAAAAAAUUGUAUAAUUGCUAUAUUUCAAAAUGUUUAACGCUUAAGUCACUGAUUGCUAUAUUUUUUCUUUGAACUCAGUGAUUAGACUAAAGCCAAAGAUAGUAAGGCGAGAUGGUGGUUUAAUUAAACUGCCAGUCUUCACCUUUAUUUAAUGUCUAUUUUUAGAGAGAAACUGUAUUUGAUAUUAUUGCAGUGUCUAACCCUAAUCUUUUCACAUGCAGGUCUAUUAUUACUUUAUUAAAUGUUUAAGCACUGUGCAUUCUAAAUGUAAACGUAUGUCAAAUGUAGGAGUAAUUUUGUUGUAGGAUAAGAACUCAAGUCUUAUGUAGCAGUUCAAGUUUUUGUUCUUUGCUAACAUUAUUCAAAUCAUAUAUAAACAAAUAAAUAUUAAGUGAAUAAAGGUCUGUCUGUA